GAGGAGGCGGCGGCGGCGGCGGCGGUGGCGCUGGGAGCUCCUGUCACCGCUGGGGCCGGGCCGGCCGGGCCGGAGUGCAGGGGACGUGAGGGCGCGAGGGCCGGGACAUGGGGCCCACCAGCCCUGACGCUCGCGGUCUGGGCCGCCACCGGGGCCCACCGCCGCUGCCGCUGUUGCUGCCACUAUUGCUGCUGCUUCUGCGCGCGCAGCUCGCCGUCGGGAGCCUGGCCGGUGGGAGCCCCGGCGCGGCCGAGGCCCCAGGGUCGGCCCAGGUGGCUGGACUAUGCGGGCACCUAACCCUUCACCGGGACCUGCGCACCGGCCGCUGGGAACCAGACCAACAGCGCUCACGACGCUGUCUCCGCGACCCGCAACGUGUGCUGGAAUACUGCAGACAGAUGUACCCGGAGCUGCAGAUUGCACGUGUGGAACAGGCGACGCAGGCCAUCCCCAUGGAGCGCUGGUGCGGGGGUGCUCGAGGCGGCCGCUGUGCCCACCCCCACCACCAGGUUGUGCCUUUCCGAUGCCUGCCAGGUGAAUUUGUGAGCGAGGCCCUGCUGGUACCUGAAGGCUGCCGGUUCUUGCAUCAGGAGCGCAUGGACCAGUGUGAGAGUUCAACCCGGAGGCAUCAGGAGGCACAGGAGGCCUGCAGUUCCCAGGGCUUCAUCCUGCAUGGCUCGGGCAUGCUUUUGCCCUGUGGCACAGAUCGGUUCCGAGGUGUGGAGUAUGUGUGCUGCCCGCCUCCAGUCACCCCUGAUCCAUCUGGGACAGCAGUUGGUGACCCCUCCACCCGGUCCUGGCCCCUAGGGGGCAGAGUAGAGGGGAGUGAGGACGAAGAAGAAGAGGAAUCCUUCCUACAGCCAGUAGAUGAUUACUUUGUGGAACCCCCACGAGCUGAAGAGGAAGAAGAGGAGGAAAGAGUCCCGCCCUCAAGCUCCCAUAGCCCUGCAGGGCUCAGCAAAGUGACCACCACCCCAAGACCCACAGAUGGCGUGGACGUGUACUUCGGCAUGCCUGGAGAAAUCAGCGAGCAUGAGGGGUUCCUGCGGGCCAAGAUGGACCUGGAGGAACGUAGAAUGCGCCAGAUUAAUGAGGUGAUGCGUGAAUGGGCCAUGGCAGACAACCAGUCCAAGAACCUGCCGAAAGCUGACAGACAGGCCCUGAACGAGCACUUCCAGUCCAUUCUGCAGACCCUGGAGGAGCAGGUGUCUGGUGAGCGACAGCGCCUGGUGGAGACCCAUGCCACCCGAGUCAUCGCCCUUAUCAACGACCAGCGCCGGGCAGCCUUGGAAGGUUUUCUGGCAGCACUGCAGGGGGAUCCGCCUCAGGCAGAGCGCGUCCUGCUGGCCCUGCGGCGUUACCUGCGCGCAGAGCAGAAGGAACAGAGGCACACACUGAGGCACUACCAGCACGUGGCUGCCGUGGACCCUGAGAAGGCCCAGCAGAUGCGCUUCCAGGUGCAGACCCACCUUCAAGUAAUUGAGGAAAGGAUGAACCAGAGCCUGGGGUUGCUUGACCAGAACCCCCACCUGGCUCAGGAGCUGCGGCCCCAGAUCCAGGAGCUUCUCCACUCUGAGCACCUGGGUCCCAAUGAAUUGGAGGCCCCCGCCCCAGGGGGCAGCAGUGAGGACAAGGGUGGCCUGCAGCCUCUGGAUUCCAAGGAUGCAGACACUCCCAUGGCCCUUCCGAAAGGGUCCACAGAACAAGAUGCUGCAUCCUCUGGGAAAGAGAAGAUGUCCCCCCUGGAGCAGUAUGAGCGAAAGGUGAAUGUGUCUGUUCCAAGGGGUUUUCCUUUCCACUCAUCGGAGAUUCAGAGAGAUGAGCUGGCACCAGCUGGGACAGGUGUGUCCCGAGAGGCCGUGUCUGGUCUGCUGAUCAUGGGAGCAGGUGGGGGCUCCCUGAUGGUCCUCUCCCUCCUGCUCUUGCGCAGGAAGAAGCCCUACGGGGCUAUCAGCCACGGAGUGGUGGAGCUCCCUAUGCCCCUCUGUUUCUCCCCGCCCCAACUGCAGGUGGACCCUAUGCUGACCCUGGAGGAGCAGCAGCUGCGUGAACUGCAGCGUCAUGGCUAUGAGAACCCCACCUACCGCUUCCUGGAGGAACGACCCUGAACCAGCCCCCCUCGCCCCUUUGGCUGAGCCCAGACCUUCCCUCUUCCUGAAGCCCCAGAACCCCAACUCCCAGCCUGGGGGAGGGAUCUCAAAAUUGUUCAUUUCACACUCCUUGUGAGGGGACUGGAAAUUCUCAUUCCCCUUUCCCAUUCCAAAUUCCAUCCCCAAGAAAUCCCCAGGUAUUCUCAGCUGCCUCCCUGCUUGGGACCUCCUCACCUUAAUUUAUUUUGUAAGUUUAUUUAUUGUUCCUUAAGGUGACCAUCAGCUUGGUCCUGUGUCUGUUGUUCCCUAGAAUUCACUCUCCCAUGUGCUCCCCACUAACAUCCCAAUAAAAUCCUUCUCCCCACCAGGC
Molecule: messenger RNA, 2460 nt
Organism: Suricata suricatta (meerkat)
Lineage: Eukaryota; Metazoa; Chordata; Mammalia; Carnivora; Herpestidae
Gene: APLP1
Product: amyloid beta precursor like protein 1
Exons: 18
Coding region: 108-2108 (666 amino acids)
Biological process (GO): central nervous system development; axonogenesis
Cellular component (GO): Golgi apparatus; plasma membrane
Molecular function (GO): alpha-2A adrenergic receptor binding; transition metal ion binding; alpha-2C adrenergic receptor binding
Source: RefSeq, a predicted model, not a curated record